Messenger RNA from Solanum verrucosum, 918 nucleotides. RefSeq lists its product as uncharacterized. The record is from RefSeq and is a predicted model, not a curated record. NCBI's taxonomy places the organism in Eukaryota, Viridiplantae, Streptophyta, Magnoliopsida, Solanales, Solanaceae. Bases 1 to 918 code for a protein of 305 amino acids. The transcript is spliced from 7 exons.
AUGGCUGGAACAUUAGAUGAUUAUCAAGAUGUGAAAAACAGUGUCGUUGCUGGUCCUAAAGAAGCUGAUGAAGGUAUGAAAAAUGCAGCUAAGCAUGUUAUUUCUGUGAAGCAAUUCUUUGAUGAACAAGGAAAUAACAACAUUGCAGCCUCCAUCAAACAUCCUCCAGAAGUUCUUCUCACUCAGCUCGGGGACAACGAGAGGUUUGAGAUUAAUUUGGAUGAGCAUUACGUGAAAGAUAGUUGCAAGGAUAUCCUGAAAAAUAGAAGCAGGCAGUGGCGUUACAAGUUAAAACAACUAUUUGAAAGUGCACACUCCGAGGAAGAAGCUCGUAAAAUUGAAGUGCCAGAGUUGACCCCCGAAAAUUGGAAUAGGCUUUGUGACAUGUGGAUCAAUCCACAUCAUAAGAAACGAUUCGACAUAAACAAGGUCAAUAGAACUAAGCUUAAAUCUAAUCAUUUCAUGGGCUCAAAAGAGUUUGUAGCGGCUCGUGCUGAAAUGGGUGGGACUAAACCUGAACGAGUAGAGCCUGAUAGAAUCGAGUUUUACAAGCAUACUCAUUACACGAGUGAAAAAGGAUGGUCUUCUCUACAGGCUGAGACUCAUUAUAGCAACAUGAUUGAUUUGAAAGAUAUAUAUACUUCGGGAGAGUCUUCCAGGACUAUUGAUGAAAUUGUGGAUACUGUUCUUGGUACAAAGUCGGGAUAUAUAAAAGGCCUUGGUUAUGGUCCAAAACCUAAUACUACAAGAGCUACACAAAGGAGAACGGCAGAGUUAGAAGACUCUCUCAAAAAGGCGAAACAAGAAGCUGUUAGUGCCCAACAUGACUUACAAAAACGAUUAAAUGCAGCUGAAACUGAGGUAGAAAACCAACAGUCGCAGAUACUAGACCAGCAAUCUCAGAUUCAAGACCAAUAG